Molecule: messenger RNA, 579 nt
Organism: Sporisorium graminicola
Lineage: Eukaryota; Fungi; Basidiomycota; Ustilaginomycetes; Ustilaginales; Ustilaginaceae
Exons: 1
Coding region: 1-579 (192 amino acids)
Biological process (GO): signal transduction
Cellular component (GO): plasma membrane
Molecular function (GO): GTP binding; GTPase activity; GDP binding
Source: RefSeq, a predicted model, not a curated record
AUGAGUGGCAAAAUGAUGAUUUACAAGCUCGUCGUGUUGGGAGACGGAGGUGUAGGGAAGACUGCAUUGACCAUCCAGCUUUGUCUCAACCACUUUGUCGAGACUUACGACCCUACCAUCGAAGACUCGUAUCGCAAACAGACCGUCAUCGACGAUCAACCAUGCAUGCUCGAAGUGCUCGAUACCGCAGGCCAGGAAGAGUACACGGCGCUCAGAGACCAAUGGAUCCGCGAGGGCGAGGGCUUUCUGCUCGUCUAUUCGAUCUCGGCAAGGGCGACGUUCGAACGCGUCGAGAGAUUCCGCAGUCAGAUUUCGCGCGUCAAGGAUCAAGAGCCACAUACAGUACCCAUCAUGCUCGUCGGGAAUAAGUGCGACAAGGUCAACGAGAGGGAAGUCUCUAGGGAAGAGGGGCAAGCGCUUGCACAUCGCCUCGGGUGCAAAUUUAUCGAGUCGAGUGCAAAAACGUGCGUCAACGUCGAGCGCGCUUACUACACGGUGGUGCGCAUGAUCCGCGAACAGCGCGAAGGUACGGUAACGCACAAGAAGGAGAAGAAGAAGUCACGCUGCAACAUUCUUUGA